This is a messenger RNA of Quercus robur (English oak), 543 nucleotides long. Its product is annotated as inositol-tetrakisphosphate 1-kinase 1-like. Lineage: Eukaryota; Viridiplantae; Streptophyta; Magnoliopsida; Fagales; Fagaceae. Gene Ontology annotation, cellular component: cytoplasm. Gene Ontology annotation, molecular function: magnesium ion binding; inositol-3,4,5,6-tetrakisphosphate 1-kinase activity; inositol-1,3,4-trisphosphate 6-kinase activity. The transcript has a single exon. Gene Ontology annotation, biological process: inositol trisphosphate metabolic process. The coding region runs from base 1 to 543 and encodes 180 amino acids. The record is from RefSeq and is a predicted model, not a curated record.
AUGUUCUUGGUGUUCAACGAGAACGGGUUGAAGAAACUGAAACUGAAAAAACCAUUUGUGAUGCAAGAAUUUGUGAACCACGGCGGAGUGAUUUUCAAGGUGUAUGCGGUGGGAGAUCACGUUAAAUGCGUGAAGAGAAAAUCGUUGCCGGAUAUAUCUGAAGGGACACUGAAUAAUAUGGCUCCGGAGGAGGGUUUGUUGUUGUUUAAGCAGAUAUCGAAUUUGAUUGCGAAAAGUGAUUCUUCUUCUGAGGUGGAGGGAUAUAUUUCUGGAGUGGAGAAGCUUGUGGAGGAGGCGGAAAUGCCGCCUUCGGAGUUUGUGACGGCGUUAGCCAAUGGGUUGAGGGAGGCAAUGGGGCUUAGGCUUUUUAACUUUGAUUUGAUUAGGGAUAGUAGAGAUGGGAAUAGGUACUUUGUUAUUGAUAUCAAUUACUUUCCUGGGUUCGCUAAGAUGCCCGAUUAUGAGUCUGUUUUUGUGGAUUUUUUUUGUGAUGUUGUGGAAGAGAAGAGGAGGAAUGUGGAAUUGGAGGCGAAGGAUAAUUAA